Messenger RNA from Paraphaeosphaeria sporulosa, 1650 nucleotides. Its product is annotated as MFS general substrate transporter. The record is from RefSeq and is a predicted model, not a curated record. Bases 1 to 1650 code for a protein of 549 amino acids. Gene Ontology annotation, biological process: transmembrane transport. The transcript is spliced from 4 exons. Gene Ontology annotation, molecular function: transmembrane transporter activity. NCBI's taxonomy places the organism in Eukaryota, Fungi, Ascomycota, Dothideomycetes, Pleosporales, Didymosphaeriaceae.
AUGGCGAAGCCGGAGAUGUAUCGACACCCGACACGCAGUGAGAUCAUCGAGCUCGCCAUAGCAGAAGGCCACGAUGCAGAUAUCCCAACUAAUGCCGGCUCCAUAUAUCAAGUGCCUAGCCAUACAUCCACGCCUCGAUCGAUGCACCAAAAUCAUGAGUCGGAGAAAGUUUCAACGGCAGCAGUAGACAAGGACAUCGAAAAGGGCAUCUCGGCAGAAUCAAUGUCCAGCGACGAAGAGCCUGUCGACAAUAACGAAGAUGAUCCGAACGUCGUAUGGUGGGAUGGCCCGGACGAUCCGCAGAACCCCAUGAACUGGUCGUACACGAAGAAAUGGGGAACUGUGGUUUUGAUAUCAGCAAUCACGUUCCUAACACCCCUCGCGUCCAGCAUGUUCGCGCCUGGUGUACCACAAGUUAUGGCUACGUUUGAUUCGACGAAUGAUAUGCUGGAGCAGUUCAUGGUAUCGGUGUACGUCUUGGGGUUUGCAUUUGGACCAAUGAUAAUCGCACCAUUGUCGGAGAUGUACGGGCGACUGCCCUUGUACCACAGCUGCAAUGCUUUGUUCGUGAUUUUCAGCAUUGCGGCAGCGGUGGCUCAAAACAUGGGCCAGUUCGUCGUGUUCCGGUUCCUUAUGGGUUGCUUUGGUGGAGCGCCUAUGGUGCUGGGAGGAGGUACGAUUGCAGACUUGAUCAGUAGAGAGCAGCGUGGUACUGCUAUGGUGGUUUGGAUGAUGGGUCCUACGAUCGGUCCCUGCGUAGGUCCUAUUAUUGGCGGUUUUAUGACUGUUGCUAAGGGCUGGAGAUGGAACUUUUGGUUUGUGGCCAUCGUUGCGGGUGCCUUGAUGUUAGCAUCUUUCAUCCUCAUGAGAGAGACCUCAGCUCCUGUGAUUCUCGAACGCAAGGCGAAACGUCUCCGUGCAGAGACCAACAACCCAAAACUACGCUCAAAACUUGCGUCUGAUCUGUCCCCGGCAGACCUCUUCAAAUUUUCCAUCAUCAGACCGGCCAAAAUGCUCACGCGCUCGACUAUUUGCCUUGCAAUGUCUGUGUACAUCGCUAUAACUUAUGCCUAUCUGUAUAUCCUCUUCACCACCUUCACGGCCGUCUUCAAAACUCAGUAUCACUGGAAGGGUGGUGUCGUCGGUCUAUCUUUUAUGGGUAUCGGACUCGGCUCCUUGGUUGGCCAAUUCGCUUUCACUUACUUUGGCAACAAGAUCGUGAACAAACAUAUCGCGCGAGGCGACUUCAAGCCCGAGCACCGCCUAACUUCCAUGUGUGUCGGCGGUUUCUGCCUGCCGGUCGGCCUGUUCUGGUACGGAUGGGCUGCGCAAGAGAUGACGCAUUGGAUUGUACCAAUUCUCGGCACAGGACUCAUCGGCUUCGGACUCCUCAUGGCUUUCAUGCCGGCUACUACCUAUCUUGUUGACGUGUUUACAGUACAUGCUGCGAGCGCGAUGGCUGCAAGCACUGUGCUGCGUAGUCUGUGUGCAGCGUUGAUCCCGCUGAGCAGCUCGAAGAUGUACAAGGCCAUGGGAUACGGAUGGGGGAAUUCGUUACUAGGGUUUGUAAGUCUCGCGCUAAUACCGAUCCCAUUCCUGUUCAUUCGGUAUGGCGAGGGUAUCAGGGCGAGAAGUACCGUCAAGUUGUGA